Coregonus sp. 'balchen' is the source of this 4583-nucleotide messenger RNA. Lineage: Eukaryota; Metazoa; Chordata; Actinopteri; Salmoniformes; Salmonidae. The record is from the annotation of a GenBank genome assembly.
CCUCACUGGUAAAUCUGCCCUGUCAUGUUAAGGUUCAGCAUAAGGGAAAUGAGUCAACAGUCUCACUUCCCAUUUGAUUUAGCUGACAAACACUGGGAGAGAAGGUAAGGGAGUCAAAUAUAAAGACAGGGGCACAGGACAAAGAGGACACAGCAACUCUAAACUUGUCUGAGAAGGAGGCAGCUUUCGUUUACCAGCUGUACAACAAGACAUCAACAAGGAAAUACCACACAGGUAAAUUAUCAACUCUUUCACUGACUUGUUUUUGAAUAAACUGUAAGAGCUGGUCACAUUUGGGUGAUAAUGUUAUAACCACCAUAUAAACAAUUCUGGAUUACAGACAUGGAGACAGUCAGCUCGGCACGGAAAUAUGACAUGCAGAGCCCUGGCAGGUACAGUAACUUUGUAAUGAAUGGUCGAUAUGUUUACUAGAUUAUUGUAUUUCAGACCAGGUCAGGGCUGAUAUAUGGUAAAGUAAAGGUAUUGAAGAUACAGAACACAAUUACUAACUGCAAACACUGUGCAUCACAUUUACUGUACUCGGGUAAAUCAGUAUGUCCUCCUUCCAAUGUUCGCCAUCUCUCCUCAGUGAUUUGUCAGAGCAGAUAAAAGCAGCGACUAAAGACAUCCAUGUCAGGGCAGAAAACACCCAACUGAUGCUGAGCUAUCAGAAGGGACAGAUAACUCUUCGGCAGUACAAGGUGAGAAAAGCCAAUCUGAGAGUGAAUUAAAAACCACUUGCCAAAAUUAUUUACAGUGGUUUUCAUAUUAUGAACUACCUAGAAUGCCUUUUGUUUAACUUUCUACAUAGUCAUGGAGAAUGAGCACUCAAUGUGUAUUAAGUAUUAAUCUGUGCCCCUCUUUUCCAUGGCAGCUUCUUCUGUGUUCCCUCUAUGAGAUCUACAAAGCACUGGAAGAGGAGAUGGACAGAAAUGCUUCCCACCCAGGUGUCGCACCGAUAUACUUCCCCCAGGAACUGGCCCGACUGGAGACACUAGAGAGAGAUCUGGAACACUUCUUUGGACAGGAGUGGCGAAAGAGAGUCAUCACUCCUGCUGCAACACACAGAUAUACACAGAGACUUCGCAAGGUACAGACUAUAGAUAUACCAACAUGCAGGGUAGGCACACUAUCUUAAUUGUGUACCUGCUUAGUAAUAACAAUUUCUUUGUCUCCCUCUCCAGAUUGGCGAAGGCAAUCCUAAAUUGCUGGUGGCCCACGCCUACACCCGUUACCUAGGUGACCUGUCAGGAGGACAAGUUUUGGGGAAGAUUACCCAGAAGUCAAUUGGGUUAAGCAGCAGAGAGGGACUGUCAUUUUUCUCUUUCCCCGGAGUGUCAAGCCCUAACCGCUUCAAGCAGCUGUACAGGAGCAGAAUGAACAGCAUCGAGCUGACCAAGGAGGAGAGGGAGGGGGUGCUGGAGGAGGCUAUCAUGGCCUUCGAACUCAACAUCCAGGUGAGUGAAAGGGAAGAGGGAGGAAGGGUGGCUGCAAACUGGGUAAGAAUGGGAACUGAUACAAUAAUGAAAAGUCACUAUGAAAAGUUCUACAGCUGUACCAUUGAGAGCAUCUUGACUGGCUGCAUCACUGCUUGGUAUGGCAGUAGCACUGCCCUCGAUCGCAUGGCACUACAGAAGGUGGUGCGGACAGCCAAGUACAGUGGGGAAAAAAAGUAUUUAGUCAGCCACCAAUUGUGCAAGUUCUCCACUUAAAAAGAUGAGAGAGGCCUGUCAUUUUCAUCAUAGGUACACGUCAACUAUGACAGACAAAUUGAGGAAAAAAAAUCCAGAAAAUCACAUUGUAGGAUUUUUAAUGAAUUUAUUUGCAAAUUAUGGUGGAAAAUAAGUAUUUGGUCACCUACAAACAAGCAAGAUUUCUGGCUCUCACAGACCUAUAACUUCUUCUUUAAGAGGCUCCUCUAUCCUCCACUCAUUACCUGUAUUAAUGGCACCUGUUUGAACUUGUUAUCAGUAUAAAAGACACCUGUCCACAACCUCAAACAGUCACACUCCAAACUCCACUAUGGCCAAGACCAAAGAGCUGUCAAAGGACACCAGAAACAACAUUGUAGACCUGCACCAGGCUGGGAAGACUAAAUCUGCAAUAGGUAAGCAGCUUGGUUUGAAGAAAUCAACUGUGGGAGCAAUUAUUAGGAAAUGGAAGACAUACAAGACCACUGAUAAUCUCCCUCGAUCUGGCGCUCCACGCAAGAUCUCACCACGUGGGGUCAAAAUGAUCACAAGAACGGUGAGCAAAAAUCCCAGAACCACACGGGGGGACCUAGUGAAUGACCUGCAGAGAGCUGGGACCAAAGUAACAAAGCCUACCAUCAGUAACACACUACGCCGCCAGGGACUCAAAUCCUGCAGUGCCAGACGUGUCCCCCUGCUUAAGCCAGUACAUGUCCAGGCCCGUCUGAAGUUUGCUAGAGUGCAUUUGGAUGAUCCAGAAGAGGAUUGGGAGAAUGUCAUAUGGUCAGAUGAAACCAAAAUAGAACUUUUUGGUAAAAACUCAACUCGUCGUGUUUGGAGGACAAAGAAUGCUGAGUUGCAUCCAAAGAACACCAUACCUACUGUGAGGCAUGGGGGUGGAAACAUCAUGCUUUGGGGCUGUUUUUCUGCAAAGGGACCAGGACGACUGAUCCGUGUAAAGGAAAGAAUGAAUGGGGCCAUGUAUCGUGAGAUUUUGAGUGAAAACCUCCUUCCAUCAGCAAGGGCAUUGAAGAUGAAACGUGGCUGGGUCUUUCAGCAUGACAAUGAUCCCAAACACACCGCCCGGGCAACGAAGGAGUGGCUUCGUAAGAAGCAUUUCAAGGUCCUGGAGUGGCCUAGCCAGUCUCCAGAUCUCAACCCCAUAGAAAAUCUUUGGAGGGAGUUGAAAGUCUGUGUUGCCCAGCGACAGCCCCAAAACAUCACUGCUCUAGAGGAGAUCUGCAUGGAGGAAUGGGCCAAAAUACCAGCAACAGUGUGUGAAAACCUUGUGAAGACUUACAGAAAACGUUUGACCUGUGUCAUUGCCAACAAAGGGUAUAUAACAAAGUAUUGAGAAACUUUUGUUAUUGACCAAAUACUUAUUUUCCACCAUAAUCUGCAAAUAAAUUCAUUAAAAAUCCUACAAUGUGAUUUUCUGGAUUUUUUUCCUCAUUUUGUCUGUCAUAGUUGACGUGUACCUAUGAUGAAAAUUACAGGCCUCUCUCAUCUUUUUAAGUGGGAGAACUUGCACAAUUGGUGGCUGACUAAAUACUUUUUUCCCCCACUGUACAUCAUUGGGGCCGAGUUCCCUGCCAUCCAGGACCUCUAUAUCGGGCGGUGUGAAAGGAGGGCCUGGAAAAUCAUGAAAGACUCCAGCCACCCAAAGCCACAGACUGUUCUCUCAGCUUCCGCAUGGCAAGCGGUACCGGUGCAUCAAGUCUGACACCAACAGGCUCCUGAACAGCUUCUAUCCCCAAACCAUAAGACUGCUAAAUAGCUAACAAAAUGGCUACACAGACUAUCUGAGUUGACCCUUGUAUUUCAGUUUUACACUGUCUAUGCACACUCAUGCACACUGACACUCCAACACAGACACAAACACUCACUCCAAAAUUUGCUCAAACACACAUAAUAUGCACAUACAUUUAUACUGACUCUACACACACGCACUCACAUACAAUCAUCAUAUACACUGUUGCUACUCUGUUUAUCAUUUGUCCUGAUGCCUAAUCACCUUAUCCCUGUACAUAUCUACCUAUAUCACUCCAGUAUCCCUGCACAUUGUAAAUAUUGUACUGGAACUGACUGACCCUGUAUAUAGUAUGCUUACUUUCUCAUGUUCUUAUUUCUUAUAAUUUUUCUAGUGUGUUUUUGUUCUACAUUAUGUUAUUUUUAGUAUUACAUUCUUAUUGAUUACUGCAUUGUUGGGUUUAGAUCUUACAAGAAAGGCAUUUCACUGUACUUGUGCAUGUGACAUUAAAACUUGCAAAACAUAACUGUGCAAAGGAAGUGAAACUGGAAGGUCUAGUGAAUGAUGCAUUGUAAACUUGUUACUGGGUUGCCAUUGCCAUAGCAUAUUGCUGAUGAUUGUGUGUCUUGUUCAAUGAAGACAUCCUGUUUGUUAUUUCUCGUACAGGUCUUCGAUGAUCUACAGAAAAUGUUGAGUGUCACAGAGGAAGCUUAUGGUAAGUCAAAGCUUAUAUGCUGAAUGGAAAGAUGUGAUCUUUCACCUGACUUUUGUGUUAUAAGGUAUUAUUUUGCUUUUGCAGGGGACCAAAAAAAGACCAAGACACCAGCUUUCAUCCCCUCUUCGUCCAUCGUGCAGUUGUCUCUGGGUAUUUGUGUUGCUUUAGCAACAGUCGGAAUAGGUAUCUAUGUAUUCUAAAGCCUUGAAAUAAGUCCUUAAAUAUGUAUGUUUAUGUAGUUGACAGAAUCACUUCACCAAUCAUGACCACCUAAGGGUGUAUGCACUUACUACACUUUGUCAUGGCUGUACUUUUUUUAAUGCUUAAGGCAAUCUUAUAGUAAUGUAAAUUGAUAUAUGCUGUAUUAAUUGCAAUUCUGUACAAUAUCUUUGUACAUAGUAUGUUUCAUUAAAGAUUAUGCACACCA